Prunus armeniaca (apricot) is the source of this 2280-nucleotide messenger RNA. The record is from the annotation of a GenBank genome assembly. NCBI's taxonomy places the organism in Eukaryota, Viridiplantae, Streptophyta, Magnoliopsida, Rosales, Rosaceae.
AUGAAGUUUCAAGUAGAAGACGUCACAGUCUACUUCCCAUACGACCACAUAUACCCAGAGCAAUAUGCAUACAUGCUCGAGCUCAAGCGAGCCCUCGACGCCAAGGGCCACUGCCUCCUGGAGAUGCCCACAGGCACGGGCAAGACCAUCGCCCUCCUCUCCCUCAUCACAAGUUACACUCUCUCCAAGCCCCAAAACCCAGUCAAGCUCAUCUACUGCACUCGCACUGUACACGAGAUGGAGAAGACUCUCGCUGAGCUCAAGGUCCUCCACAAUUACCAAGUUAAGCAUCUGGGUCCCCAAGCACAGAUCUUGGCUGUGGGGCUUUCCUCUCGGAAGAACCUCUGUGUCAACCCAACUGUCUUGGCCGCCGAAAAUCGAGACUCUGUCGACGCAGCCUGCCGGAAAUUGACUGCCAGCUGGGUGAGAGCCCUGGCCGCUGAGAACCCAAAUGUGCCUACUUGUGAGUUUUUCGAGCAGUAUGAGAAAGCUGGGUCUGGAGCGGUUUUGCCUCCCGGGGUUUAUACCUUGCAGGAUUUGAGGGCGUAUGGGAAGCAGAGAGGGUGGUGUCCCUACUUCUUGGCAAGGCAUAUGGUGCAGUUCUCCAAUGUGGUGGUUUACAGUUAUCAGUAUAUGCUUGAUCCUAAAGUGGCUGGGAUUAUUUCCAAGGAAAUGCAGAAGGAGUCUGUUGUGGUGUUUGAUGAGGCCCACAAUAUUGAUAAUGUGUGUAUUGAAGCGCUUAGUGUUAGUGUGAGGAGGCAAACACUUGAAGGGGCCAGAAGGAAUCUCAGUAAGAUGCAGCAUGAAAUUGAAAGGUUCAAGGCCACUGAUGCGGAUAGAUUGCGUAAAGAAUACAACCGACUUGUUGAGGGUUUGGCACAAGGAGGAAACCUACCUCUCACAGAUACUUGGCUUCAAAAUCCCGCUCUACCUGAAGAUAUUCUGAAGGAGGCUGUGCCUGGAAAUAUUCGCAAAGCGGACCAUUUUGUGCAUGUGUUACGAAGAUUGGUCCAGUAUUUGGAAGGGCGUCUUGAGACUGAGAAUGUUGAGAAGGAAGGCCCAGUUGGUUUUGUUGCCUCUGUUAGUACACAUGCUGGAAUUGACCAGAAAACUCUGAAGUUCUGUUAUGAUCGCCUACACUCACUCAUGAUGACGUUGGAAAUUACUGACACAGAUGAGUUCUUACACAUCCAAACAAUCUGUGACUUCGCGACACUUGUGGGGACAUACACUCGCGGUUUCUCUAUUAUAAUUGAACCAUUUGAUGAGAGAAUGCCACAUAUUCCUGAUCCUGUUUUGCAGCUUAGCUGUCAUGAUGCUUCACUUGCCAUAAAACCUGUAUUUGAUCGAUUUCAAUCAGUUGUGAUUACAUCUGGAACCUUGAGCCCGAUUGAUCUCUACCCCCGUCUUCUCAAUUUCCAUCCUGUCGUCAGUCGAAGUUUUACAAUGUCAUUAACAAGAGACUGCAUCUGCCCAAUGGUUCUCACGCGUGGAAGUGAUCAGCUUCCGGUAAGUACCAAAUUUGAUAUGAGAAGUGAUCUUGGCGUAGUAAGGAACUACGGGAGGCUGCUGCUGGAGAUGGUUUCUGUUGUCCCAGAUGGGGUUGUAUGUUUCUUUGUCAGUUACUCUUAUAUGGAUGGAAUAGUCAAUAGCUGGAACGAAAAUGGAAUUUUAAAGGAAAUAAUGCAGCAUAAGCUUGUUUUCAUUGAGACCCAAGAUGUCGUAGAAACUACUUUGGCUCUUGACAAUUACCGGAAGGCUUGUGAUUGUGGGAGAGGUGCUGUCUUUUUGUCUGUUGCCAGGGGAAAAGUAGCUGAAGGGAUAGACUUUGAUCGACAUUAUGGACGAUUGGUGAUCAUGUUUGGUAUUCCGUUUCAGUACACAUUAAGCAAGAUUUUGCUGGCGCGGCUAGAAUACUUGCGGGAUACCUUUCAAAUAAAGGAAGGAGAUUUUUUGACUUUUGAUGCCUUGAGACAAGCUGCUCAAUGUGUAGGCCGAGUCAUCCGGUCAAAAGCAGACUAUGGCAUGAUGAUAUUUGCUGACAAAAGAUAUAGCCGUCAUGACAAGAGAUCCAAAUUGCCUGGGUGGAUACUCUCACAUUUACGUGAUGCACACCUAAAUUUGAGCACAGACAUGGCUCUGCAUAUAGCACGAGAGUUCCUUAGGAAGAUGGCUCAACCAUAUGAUAAGGCCGGUAGCGUAAGUGGUAGGAAAACCCUUUUAUCCCAAGAAGACUUAGAGAAGAUGGGCGAAAGCAUCGCUGAUGAAAUGUUGCGUUAA